AUGUAUUACGAUGGACCAAUCGAGCCCUGGUAACAUAGAUUCCCUAGUAAAAGUAAGCAGCAUUGAACUAGAAUCGAAAUAUAGGGAGAAGCUUUCAACGUCCACUAGAGGUCUCUAUCAGUCUGUUGCUAGAGUAACUCGGUUCAUUUGUAUUCUCUUACAUUACGGAAUGCAAAUAUUCCCGUUAGUUUUAGCCAAAUGUACACUCUGUUCACCUCCCACUAUUAAUGUCUGUUGUGAGUGCAUUUAUUGUAGGCCUAGUAGUCUUUCACCAUUCACCUAAAUUCUGGUAGGUUUAAAGUUCCAUUCAAGACACUUUUUCAGCUAGGCUAUAGUACUAAACCCAUCACAACGGUUUCAUUUCAUUUAUGUACAGGAUGGUGCUGCGGUGGAUAAUAAUUCAAUAGGCUUCCGCAUGCGUAAUCACCGAGAUGAUGAGCACGUAGAGAGGGACACAUGAACUUUUCUCUGACGUGUUUCCCCUUGCUCUCUUUUCUCUUGAACACCUUCAAACAUUUCCAUCAUGAUAGAUUUGCUUGCGCCUGCCUGUUACCUAGAAUACCUUGGAGGGAUAGCCUACUGGGUUAACCACUGUAAAUGUAAUACUCAGGCCUGAACGUAAUGAAGUGUUUUUCAUCUUGUGAUCCCAUUUAAUUUAUGAAUUUAAAGGACUAUUUAUUUACUUUCACGUACUGUACUACCUAUGAUGAACUUGAUAAUUAACUUCUCUGUUUGGUUAAUAUUUAGGGUUUUGCCAAUCGUUACUGCUUUCUUUGACCCCCAAACCUGCCAUGGAACGCUUACAGAGAAUGAAACAAAGUGUUGUAUGGAGUGCCAUUCUGAUACCUAUGGACAUAAAGGUCAAAAUUGUCCGGGCGACACUGUGCCCUGGACUCGAGGACCAGAUGGAACUUGGGAUCGGUUUUCGAAUUGUAAUGAGUGUACACAAUGUGACCAUCAAGUUAACCAAAUAGAGGAGCACCCUUGCACGCCCAUUGCGGAUCGUAUUUGCGGUUGCAAAGAUGGAUACUUCAAAAUAAAACUAACAGACUAUGAUAUAACUUGUGAGAAAUGUCAGGAAUUCCAACCUGACUUCAAAUGCCCAGAGUGUGUGGAAGGAUGCCACAAUGGCUAUGUAAAUGAGACUGGAAUUUUGGACACUGGAACGCCUUGUCAAAAGCAAGACUGCAAAAUACCUCUGUGUAAAGACUCUCACAUUUGUGCAGCAGACAAACCCGCUAUUAACCUGCCCGUUUGGGUCAUUGUGAUUGUGCUGAUACUGCUACUGCUAGUGGGACUGCUGCUAAUCAGUGUCAGGCACCUUGAUCAUUGCGGGAGAAAACCCUGUUGGACUGCUGAGGCAAAAAACAACAAUUUGCCAGACCAACGUAAUGAGGACACAUGCACAAGCACACAUGUGUCCUACACAGGGGUAAAGAAAGGAGGAGGCCUUGGAAACAAUCAGUCGGCUCAAUGCUUGACAGAUCAGCCCCUGGAUCAAAUAAACAUACCCAUUCCACAGGAAAUGAUGGUAUCAGCACCUGUCCUUGAUACCCCUGUGCAGCCUUCAGAGGAAACCCAAAUGGACACGUACACCCAAAGCCUGAUCAAAAAUGAGUUAAGAGGCCACUUUUCCUCACCCAUGCUUCUGAGCAUUCAAAAUCCAUACCCUAACGAGGCUCAGGUGCUUUACACCAUCAUCAGGGAAGUGCCCGUGCGACGGUGGAAAGAGUUCCUUCGUCUGCUCUCGGUACCUGACGAGGAGAUUGAGCGUGUGGAAAUGGAGCCUAGGGCCUCCUAUCUGGAACACCAGUAUCAGAUGUUGCGUGUGUGGAGCCAGGGAAGCAAUGUGAAUCUAACUAGCAUCUACUCUACUUUGCACUCCAUGGGCCUUUCUGGUUGUGCUGACAAACUACAGGACAAACUACAGAGGGUUACAGACCACACAGCUAACUGAAUAACUGCAAUAAUAAAAAGUAUCUUUGUACAGACUUAGAUUUUAUUUUGUAUGUGUUAGUAUUUUGUUAUUAUUGUUCUCAAAUGUGUAAUACAUAUUGUAUACUGCAAGUAUUUCAGGCACAAAGAAUGUUAUGUACUGUAUAUGUAUUGGUCUCAUAUUGCUUCAAGGAACUUUUGGGUCAUCUGAAUGUGUGUAAUCCCGUUUAAAAAGUUGGCCUUCUGGUUCCUCCAGACAUCUGGUAGUAACCAUUCAGUAGCCUAACUAUCUGGUCUUGAGCAAGUAUGUAGCCUACCUAAAACCAGCUGUAUCAGAAGGUAGGAAAAAACAGUGCUUCCCAAGUCUGAUUAGCCUACCGCUGAUAUUUUUUGGCUAACAGUAAGGACCCUAAAGAUUCUUACCUGAAUAUCUGAUUCCUAUCUGAGAAACUAAAUGCCUACAUGAAGCGGCCUUCUCCCAUCUCCUGUAACUAAAUUAAGCUGAGUUGAUGUUGAAAUAAAUUAUUAAACAUA
Clupea harengus (Atlantic herring) is the source of this 2469-nucleotide messenger RNA. Its product is annotated as tumor necrosis factor receptor superfamily member 1A. Gene Ontology annotation, biological process: inflammatory response; signal transduction. The record is from RefSeq and is a predicted model, not a curated record. Gene Ontology annotation, cellular component: signaling receptor complex; membrane raft; plasma membrane. Gene Ontology annotation, molecular function: tumor necrosis factor receptor activity; tumor necrosis factor binding. Lineage: Eukaryota; Metazoa; Chordata; Actinopteri; Clupeiformes; Clupeidae.